Anneissia japonica is the source of this 1672-nucleotide messenger RNA. RefSeq names its product mitochondrial genome maintenance exonuclease 1-like. The record is from RefSeq and is a predicted model, not a curated record. The transcript has 6 exons. Lineage: Eukaryota; Metazoa; Echinodermata; Crinoidea; Comatulida; Comatulidae. Gene Ontology annotation, cellular component: mitochondrion. Gene Ontology annotation, biological process: mitochondrial DNA replication. Bases 157 to 1137 code for a protein of 326 amino acids. Gene Ontology annotation, molecular function: single-stranded DNA exodeoxyribonuclease activity.
CGUUCAGUAGAGAGAGGUAGACUGUCAUAAUGGUGCUAAUUUUGAUAAUAUUGGAUGAAGUAAAAUUUGAUUCUUCCAAAGAUAUAUUCAAGGCCUAUUUUGGCAACCAAAGGUAGUGUAACCCAUCAUAUUGUAAAUGCUGAAGAAGAUGAUAUAAUGAGGUGCUCAACUCUACCAACAUCCCUUUUGAAGUUUUCAAAAUGCUUUGAAGAUUAUCGCAUAUUAGGCCUACCGCUUAUUCAGCUGUGCUUUAAACAUAACAUACAGUUCAGAUACUCCUCAAGUUCAAGAAUCAGUGCAACGAAAACUCAAAGAAAAACUAGAAGAAUAACAACAUUGACAUCAGAUUUGAAGGACGAAUUUAAAUUUGAGUAUAAUCCACAUUUUCAUAAUGGCAGCAAAGAUGAGGAUACUCAUGUAGAUGGAUUAACGAUAAGUAAAAAUGGGAAAGCAUUAUUCUUUCCUUUAGAGAGGUGUAUAAACCAAGACCUUGCAAAGUGUGUGAAAUCAGAUUCAGCCUCAGCUAGUGUUUCAAGGAUUCUCAGUGAGACUAUGCCAGUGGAAAGGAUAGCAAUUCUUAAAAGAUGGGAGAACAAAAUGAUUCAAGAAUUGGGACUCCAAGGCUUCCAGACAUACAAACAAGAAAUGUUCAAAACUGGCCAUGACUUCCACCACUAUGUGCAGGAUUACAUUAGCUCUGGCAAACAACCUGAUGCCAUUCCAGAUGACUUGAGGGGAUACUGGACAAGUAUCAAACAUGUCUUCCCAGAUGUCACUGACCUAAAGUUCUUUGAGGCAUCAGUCCAACAUCCAUACCUCAACUACCAUGGGAUAGUUGACUGUGUUGCUGUCUUGAGAAAUCAUCUUUGUGUAAUUGAUUGGAAAACAUCGCGGAAAAAGAAACGCACCCUAAAUCAGAUCUACGACUACCCCCUACAGACAGCAGCCUAUGCAGGGGCAAUCAACUUUUCUGAAGGUACUCAAAAUCAGAUAACUAAUGUUGCAAUUGUCAUUGCAUAUAAAGAUGGUGACCAAGCAGAUGUACAUUUCUUAAACAGAAAUUUAACAAACCAAUACUGGACUCAAUGGUUAGGAAGAUUGCAGGAAUACAGAGAGUCACUUCCCGUGUCUACAUAAUUUUGUUUUAAGCCAGACACACACAGCAUCACCACAGUCAAUUUAUCUAUUGAGCGACUGACGCGCGAUGCCUUCUGCCGGUGAAUGACAUAGUGGAUCAGUUAAAUGUGAAUGCUUCUUUGUAGUGUGUUGUCCAUGGGAGUGCAUUAACUGAUAAUCAAAACUGCAGUGUGUACCUGACUUCAGUUUAUUGUUACAAAGUAGACAACAAGGAGCAACAUAAUAAACAGAUGUUUUUAUAAUGAUUCACGUCAGACAAGAAUUCUGGAAACAAUUAAGUUUUUUAUUUUCAAAAUUCAAGCAAUAAGAUGUAUAGGAGAAUUGCAUACUCAGUCAACUAUAAAUAUCUGCUGUUUUCAAGAAUAUCUUUUAAAGAUUUCAUGUAACACAAAUGAAGCAGAUUUAAUUUACAGUAUUAAAAAAUAUAAUCUAUUACAGGGUCAGAAAAAAAGUAGCACAACUUAACUUUACUGUACAUGCAUGUUAACCUGAAAUGUUUUAUUUGUAUGAAUAAAAGAUAACAAUUUUAAACAUA